AGAGAUAAAUGGUGUGAAAAUCGUAUUGGAUGGAUUUGAGCCGAAGAUUCCGAACAACCGGACAUGUGUUUCUGGCUUUGAAGUCACUGGUCAGAUGACCCUGGACGAGGGAGAAACUUUGGACAAUCUGCCGCCCCACAUCAUAGUUCAAUUUAAAUGUCCAUAUUACCCAAGUAAGGAACGUGUGCAUAAGAGUGGACCAAAAGAUGGAAGCUGGUUUGAGGUAAAUUUAAAAAAAAUGAAUUGACAUUUGUUUGUUAAAGAAAUUAAUAAAUUAAACUUAAGUAUUCAUAUGCGAAAUGUAAACAACCUAACAUGGUAAAACUCAUAUUUAACAAAAUUAUUUCAAAUGAUCUAUACACCAAUAUUCACUAUUGUAAUGUUUGUGUUUUUUUUGUUUCGAGGAAAUUGAUGCGACGGUAUUGACGUCAAAUGAAAUAAAAGAUAAACUUUUAAAAAGCAUUUAUGUUAACCUCAAAAUUGUUCGCGUGUUUCUUUCUUUAUGUCUUGGUGUGUAGCAAAACUUUGGACGGCUACUUGAUCCACUUCCCAUCAACAUAUCGCGCUGAAACUUGCGCAUAGACUCGUUGCCAAUGACAAAGCAUUCUAUAAAUUUUCAGUCCCACCACAAACCCACCACCGAAAAAUAAUAAAUCAAUCUUUUAUUUCAUGUUUUUCAUAAGCAAGGUGAAUGGAAAAAUGAUGUUACUGAUUUCAUGAAAUAAAUGUUCAGAUAACUGCGCUAAAUAAGAUUAUUAGAAAGAUAUGGCAUUUGCGUUUGGGGGUGUAAUGUUUUCUUUUGCUUUUCUGAAAGUAUUGUUGAAAUCAAUAAACAUUAGAAUAAUAAUAUAAAAUAGAAUAAUAAAAUUCAUAAAAAUGAUUUAUUCGAACAAUUUUGUGUUAAGGUUUAUCAUAAGGCACACCCACGAACACAAAGAUAUAUGUACCACACACGUUAAAUGUAAAAAUUAGACUAUGCUAAUCAUGUACGAAUAGAAGUUGCUUAUAAAAAUUUAACAGUAGCCAUUUAUAGAUGAUAGUAAAUAAUUGUCAAUCUCUUUGUAUACAAUAUCUGAACUCUCGCCCUCAGGUGAAUACUUAAAGUAAUUCUUUAAUCUUUAUAUGACGAGUUAUUUCUAAAGUUUAAUUAUGCAUACGUAUUAUUAAAGAUUACACAUCUGGAUAAAGCACUUCAUUUUUCUUUUCAAUUUAAAAAAAAUAGUUCAUUCUGUGUAUUUAUAGAAAAGAGUUAGAGGAUUUUAAAUUAAGUUUCAUACCAAAGUGAAAUCUAUAAAAUAAAAGAGUGUGUAGAAACUGAUAUUAAAAGGUACUCACCUCCCCUAAAUUUUUUAAAAACCAAAUGGACAACGCCCUUGAAAAGUAAAAAGAUAAAAUGUAAACUAAGUAGUUCCAACAUUUAUUUAGAUUUUAAAAAAUUGAUUAAUCAACAUUUAAAAAGAAACAAAAACUAGAUUAAAUUCCAUUUUUUCAAAAAUAAAGUUUGCGGAAUGACUUAUAGAAUGUUAAAUAUAUUCUGCUGUGUUAAACAACAUUAAGCGAUUUAAAAUCAAGCUUUCAUAUUAAUUUUAUAAUAAAUUGAAGAAAACGAAGUUUGUAGUUUUUUCAAGUUGUUUAAAUCACAAAAAUUAAUGCUAGGGAUUCCCCGGUUAUUUGAUCUCUUCACAAUUCUUUAGAUUUAAUCAUGAGACAAUAAGUACGGCAAUGUCAUGGUUGCUUAAAGUUAUAUCAUACCGGUAUACAUUUAAAUAGUUUAAAAAUAUACAUUAGUUUUGUUUGAUUUAUUUAAUGUACGCUAAUAAAUGUUUAAAGUUAUUGAUUAGUUGUUUUUUUUUUUUAAAUUGUACGUACAGCGUGGUGAGCCCAGCCAUUUGGACAAAAUGUAAUCUCAAAUUGAGACAAACUACCAUUUUAAAAUCAUAUUGGCUUUUAGCACUGAGCGUCUACAUUUUGUUUUACAGAAAGCUUAAAUGUACAACGACUUUACUUUUCGCAAAAUAAAAACAUACAUAGUCUAUAUAUUUUCAUUAAAAAAUAAAAAAAAUAAAAUCUUAACCCAUCUCUAUUAAAAAACAAAACAAAGAAACUUUCACCUGUGUAAAUGAUUGGUUGUUUUAUUUUCAUGGCUACCCUCAUGCACGUUUUGCUAACCCCGUUAUUUUUUAAAAUUUUGUUAACAUAUGUAUUAAAUCGUGUGCUAUUGAAAUCAGCGUUACAGGGUCUCAUUAGCCUAUUCUUUUUGAAUAUAUAUAUAUAUAUAUAUAUNCUACAGGAGAGAGUUUUCAGCGGCUAGUUAAUCGUCUCUGUCACAUGGAAAGUGUUGGGAAUGACCGUUAAUCUACAGAGAACAAAUGUCAUGAUAAAAGAAGAAUCCUCCCAGCCCACCCACCCCCCAAAAAAAAAACAAUAAACAUAUUGAGGGCCAUAAUCUUUUGGUAGUUGAGAAUUCCAAAUACCUUUGAUCAAAUAUUUCUAGAUAACUCUCGCACAAAAGCAGCUGCAACGAUGGCUAAACUGAAUAAGCGAGUGUGGAAUACUCUUAAACUCAGUGACAAUACUAAACUAAAUGUCUAUCAAGCAUAUGUGCUCAGUACUCUCCUACAAGGCCGGGAAAUAUUGGCCACAUAUGCUUGUCAGAAGCGGAAACAGAGCAGCUUCGGACAAAUAUGUCUGCGUUGCAUUUUUGCUAUUGUGAUGGCAGGACAGGGUGCCUAACACAGAGGUUUUGGAACGAGCCAAAAUAUGUUGCAUGUUCUAUUCUCUUAACAAGAGGCGCCUUCGCUGGUUAGCCAUGUAAGGAGAGUGGAGGAAGGCCGUAUUCCAAAGGAUUUGAUGUAUGGAGAUUUGGCAGAACGGGCAAGACUUAUUGGACGGCGCAGCUGAGAUUUAAUGAGGUUUGCAAAAGGAGCGCGAGGGAAGCCAAUACACAAAUCAACGAAUGGGAGACAAUCGCUGAGAACCGUUCCAUCUGGCAUGCGAGAAACGAAGCCCUAGCAACAAAAAAGAGCAUUACGGAAGGUCAAAUUUAACAAGUGGUCAAGGUUUUCCAAUUCAGGUAAGACUGACAUUCCAGUAUCGGCCUGGUAAGUCAUUUGAUAAAGUAUCAAAAGCUACUCCACCGUCUAGUAAAGAAGGAAGAAUGUUAUAUAUAUAUAUAUAUAUAUAUAUAUAUAUAUAUAUAUAUAUAUAUAUAUAUAUAUAUAUAAUAUAUAUACAAAUCUCCCACCUCCAUUCAAAGACCAAGAUAAAAUAGGUGCUGAUUCGUGAACUGCUGUUCGCUGACGAUGAUGCCUAAACAUCGCACUACAGGAGAGAGUUUUCAGCGGCUAGUUAAUCGUCUCUGUCACAUGGAAAGUGUUGGGAAUGACCGUUAAUCUACAGAGAACAAAUGUCAUGAUAAAAGAAGAAUCCUCCCAGCCCACCCACCCCCCAAGAAAAAAACAAUAAACAUAUUGAGGGCCAUAAUCUUUUGGUAGUUGAGAAUUCCAAAUACCUUUGAUCAAAUAUUUCUAGAUAACUCUCGCACAAAAGCAGCUGCAACGAUUGCUAUAUAUAUAUAUAUAUAUAUAUAUAUAUAUAUAUAUAUAUAUAUAUAUAUAUAUAUAUAUAUAUAUAUAAUAUGUUAAUGACCAAAAACUAUUUUAGACAGAUAUCUUCCAGUUUGUAAUUGCGCGCUGAGAGCUUUGAGUCAGAGAUUAGACGGCAUCUUCUGAUAUACUUUUUUUAUUAUUUCAUUCUCUAACACAAUUAAAAUUAUGUCUAUAAUCAUAAAAUAAUUAUCUAAAAAUGAACAUUUCUUGCCCUAAAACCUGUCAGUGUAAGCCAUUAAAACCUGUCAGUGUAAGCAACUAAAACUUGUCAGUGUAAGCCAUUAAAACUUGUCGGUGUAAGCCAUUAAAACUUGUCAGUGUAAGCAAUUAAAACCUGUCAGUGUAAGCCACUAAAACUUGUCAGUGUAAGCCAUUAAAACCUGUCAGUGUCCGCCAUUAAAACCUGUCAGUGUCAGCCACUAAAACCUGUCAGUGUCAGCCACUAAAACUUGCCAGUGUCAGCCACUAAAACCUGUCAGUGUCAGCCACUAAAACCUGUCAGUGUCAGCCACUAAAACCUGUCAGUGUCAGCCACUAAAACCUGUCAGUAAGACACUAAAACCUGUCAGUAAGCCACUAAAACCUGUCAGUGUCAUCCAUUAAAACCUGUCAGUGUCAGCCACUAAAACCUGUCAGUGUCAGCCACUCGUACAUUGUUUAGUCCCUUGGCGAUCAGUGUUCAGUUCCAUGAAGUUGAUGUAUGUUUCUUUUCAGGACCACGGAGCACCACUGAACAGCUGCGCGCCACUUGAAGGGACCAUUGCUAACGAUUCGCUUACAUUGAAAUGUUCGCACAGUGCAGGGAAAACGUAUCGAAUUACAAUCAAGAUAGCUUGUUUCUUUUAUGUUAAGUACUGUUCUAUAAGGCUCUUCUUGGGUGAUUUUAUAACAAAUGAGCAUCGCCAGAAAAUCGUCCAUGAUCCUCGACUGGAGGGAUUGAGUAAUGAGUUUCCCUUCAUGGCGUUUAUGGGUAAAUAUCAUGACCAUGUCUUGAUUGCUUUUUUAAAAUUAGUUGAUAUAUUUAAUGGAAGGAUCCUUCUUUUAAGUUUGUAAACAUUCAUACACUUGACGUUGUAAAUGCUAUUUUAAAUCUGUUUUGAUUUCAUAAUCAGAGUUUAUUUAGGUGCCAAGUUUGUUUGUAUGGGUUAGGGUGAAGCUAUGGAGGAUAAGAUGAGUUGUAUGUAUGGGUUAGGGUGAAGCUAUGGAGGAUAAGAUGGGUUGUAUGUAUUGGCUCGUGUGAAGAUCUGGAGGGUAAGAUUAAUUAAGAUAGGUUGUAUGUAUGGGUUAGUGUCAAGAUAUGGAGGAUAAUUUUUAUUUUUCAUGGGUUAGGAUGAAGAUAUGGAGGAUAAGUUAGUUUAUUUUUACAUGGGUUAGGGUGGAGAUAUGGAGGAUAAGUUAGUUUAUUUUUACAUGGGUUAGGGUGGAGAUAUGGAGGAUAAGUUAGUUUAUUUUUACAUGGGUUAGGGUGGAGAUAUGGAGGAUAAGUUAGGUUAUUUUUACAUGGGUUAGGGUGGAGAUAUGGAGGAUAAGUUAGUUUUUUUUUUUACAUGGGUUAGGGUGGAGAUAUGGAGGAUAAGUUCGGUUUGCAUGGGUUGAGGUCGAGAUAUGGAGAGACCAAGUAACCUGGAGAAAUUGUUAUUUUUAGCUACAGGACGGGAGCAGAAUUAAUUUUCAAUGUGAAAGAAAUAUAUUAUUUCUGUAAAUUAUAUAAUUAUAAAUUUGAACAAGAUUUUGAUAUAUGUAUUUAGUUCUAAUUGUUUUGGGGGCAAAGAUUUAUUGUAACAAUAAAAUUAAAAAAAAAAAAUACAAUUCCUAUUGUAUUAAACGUCAUUAAAGAAAACCAAAAACCAGCAAAGCAGGAUCGCACGGACAUCAACACAAAUGCCUCUGCUUGCGUUCUAUAGAAUGCCUGACUGGACUUAGCCAAUGUAUAUAAAAAUACACAAAGAGAUGGGAAUUUUUAUAAGCAAAACUUAACCGAAGAAAGAAACUUAUUUUAAGAACGAAUACGCUGUCAGAAGUUUUCUAGGUUUUUAUUUAUUGCAACAGCCUGUGACGGCAGACUGAAAUGAAUGCAUUGAUAUGUUGAUGAUUGCCUCUCGUUAUAAUUCUCGCUGUCAAGUUGGUUGAAUUUUUAAAAGAAGUCUCGAUGGAAACAAGAGAGUUACGCUUAUCUACCACGUCGUUGAAACGCUGUGUACAAGGGAGAUAAAAAUAUCCUUACCACCUUUUAAAGGGUCUACAGUUGAGACAAGGAAGAGCAGGGAUAGAAGGAGGGCGUUUUAGAUGAUUUGGUUUAAAAAACUUGGUUUAGAUGACUUGGUUUAAUAGACCUAGUUUAGAAGACUUGGUUUACAAGACUUGGUAUAGAGGACUUGGCUUAGAUGGUUUGCUUAAGAAGACUUGAUUUGAAGACUUGGCUUAGAAGAAUUGGUUCAAAAGACUGGCGUAAAAUACUUUGUUUAGAAGGCGUGGCUUAUAAUUCAUGUUAUAGGAAAGCUUGCUUAGAAGACUUAUUUUAGAAGACUUGGUUUAGAUGACUUGCCUUAGUUAAAUGGUCUUACAAGACUAGUUUUAGACAACUUGGCUUAGUAGACCUGGUUUAGAAGACUUGGUUUAGACAACUUGGCUUAGAAGACCUGGUUUAGAAGACUUGGUUUAGACAACUUGGCUUAGAAGAUCUGGUUUAGAAGACCUGGUUUAGACAACUUGGCUUAGAAGACCUGGUUUAGAAGACUUGGUUAAGACAUCUUGGCUUAGAAGACCUUGUUUAGAAGACUAGGUUUAGAAGACUUUGUUAAGAAGACUUGGAUUAGAAGACCUUGUUUAGAAGAUUUGGUUUAGAAGACUUGGUUUAGUCAAAUUGGCUUGAAAGCAGUCCCUUCAUUUAUUUAUGGCUUAGAAGACCUGGUUUAGAAGACUUGGUUAAGAAUCUUGGCUUAGAAGACAUUGUUUAGAAGACUUGAUUUAGAAGACUUGGUUUAGAAGACCUGGGUUAGAAGACUUGGUUUAGAAGACUUGGUUUAGAAGACUUGUUUUAGAAGACCUGGUUUAGAAUACUUGGUUAAGACAUCUUGGCGUAGAAGACCUUGUUUAGUAGACUUGAUUUAGAAGACCAUGCUUAAAAGUCGUCGGCUACGAACAAGACAAUACCCAUGACAAACAUUCUUCUCUCUGAAAGAGCCUUGUGCAGGAAAAAGAGGCACAGUGGAAAAACGUUAUUGGCAUGUCGUGCGUCAUUGUCCCUGAGAGAGCAACUAGCUCAACGCCCAAAAGAAAAUGAAUAAACAUUACCAGUAUCACCUGAUGACCUGAUGUAAUCAAUUGAAUUCAUACAUUCUUUUAUAAUUCCCGUUUACUCUCCAAGACGGACAAGUUAGGACAUUGUUAACUUUAAAGCAACGGUUAAAAAGAAACAACAAAGUCGUUUGAAAUACCCAAGCUUGUUUGACGUCUAACUUAUAGUUCUCAUUUCUAAAACCUCCUUUUCCUCUUUCAUUUAUUAAGAAGAACCAUACUAUAACACAACACACGAUGCAUACUGCGAAGAGAUAUUAUCUGUACCUAGAAGUAGUAGAGUCUUGGCAUCUACGAAUGGCGCGUCUGCCACACGCCCUCCAAAAGGUAUCUAACCAUAUUUUUUUCUUGAUAUAUUUUUUCCACAUGUAUAAUUAAAAAUACAAUGACAUUUUCUUCUACCACUCCAGUCGCUCCACAGAUGUUGUUGUUUAAGAGCUUUUUGUAUGUGGACUGUAAUGUUUACCUGAAGUUAAAUCAAACCCGUACAUUACAUUGUGCAAUUUGCUGCUUGUUUGUGAGUUAAACUUUUUUUUUAUAAUAGCCAUCGCUUAAAAUAAAUACAUAUAGUAUAUUACAUAUAAACAAAACGUCUUGUUUAUUUUGUUUGUUGUUUGUAUGUUGCCUGUUUGUCUUUCUUAACGUUUAGCAUAAGUCAAACGGAGUUGAAAGCAAUGGCGUGCGCCUUAAAUUGCCAGAACGAGAUUCGCUUACGUGAGACAUUGGUUUAAAAAAAAUGUGUAUUGGAUAACUGAUUAAAUGAUAAAUAAGAUUAUUUGGAAAUGUUUACUUUUACACCGGUUUCAAGAAAGGAAUGGACGAAUGUUUUCCAAACAUAAUACUCAACAAAGGAAUCAGCUUAGACAUAUAAGAAGUGUGUAAAAGAAUUUUAACGUUUGUUAAUUUGUUAACCUGGAACACUGCUCUGACCAAUAAGUACCCCCAUCUCCACAUAUCCCAUUCCCGAACAAAUAAACCCAAUAUGAUAUGAUUAAACUUGUUCACAAUUCCCAGACUUUAUUUAUUCACUUUUUCCCUCUUUAUUUUUUUUAGAUGCUCUUCUUAUGAUCUGUGGAUUGGCCAUUGUCAGUGCAGUUCUCUAUGUUUAGAGCACAAAAAAGGAGGUGACGUGGAGCUGAACACCCCCAGAUGUCGAUAACAUCAAAAGUACAACAAAUAAUUUAUGAUUUAGUCAAUCGGUAAAAUUAAUUCUAUUAAAAACAUUUUCAAUGAUUUUUUUGACCCAAA
This is a messenger RNA of Lymnaea stagnalis (great pond snail), 8153 nucleotides long. The record is from the annotation of a GenBank genome assembly. NCBI's taxonomy places the organism in Eukaryota, Metazoa, Mollusca, Gastropoda, Lymnaeidae.